AUGGGCAAAACAGACAACGGCUUCUUCCGUGCCCCAGUCGGCAGCUCAACAACAUCUAACCCAGCCAACGGCAAGCCCUUCGAACCAGUCUUUCCCAUGCCUUCAACCAAUAACACUCACUCCAUCUUUCAGCAGGAGGAGACACUGCGUGCAGCUACCUUUGCGGUCAGAAGUCCUCAAGAUUGUAAACAAAAUGACUCCGCCGAGUUUUUGCAGGGAAUCGACUACGAUGAUUGCCACGACUACGCCUCUUCUUUUGACGCUGAAUUUACUCCGUUUGCGGCGAUGGCUUCUAGUGUCGAUUUGAUACUGGCGGUGUUGCAGCUGGGAAUGGAGAACGAGCGGUUGGGGAAUAACGGUGCUUUCAACGGGGCUACCGCUGUUUUUUCUGUUAUGCUAACUAAUCAAGCUGCUUGUGGUGGUGGUGGGAGCGGUCAAGGUAGCCGUAGUAUGUAG
Molecule: messenger RNA, 456 nt
Organism: Pseudomassariella vexata
Lineage: Eukaryota; Fungi; Ascomycota; Sordariomycetes; Amphisphaeriales; Pseudomassariaceae
Exons: 3
Coding region: 1-456 (151 amino acids)
Source: RefSeq, a predicted model, not a curated record